Homarus americanus (American lobster) is the source of this 1224-nucleotide messenger RNA. Its product is annotated as proteoglycan 4-like. The coding region runs from base 1 to 1224 and encodes 407 amino acids. NCBI's taxonomy places the organism in Eukaryota, Metazoa, Arthropoda, Malacostraca, Decapoda, Nephropidae. The record is from RefSeq and is a predicted model, not a curated record. The transcript has a single exon.
AUGUACCCCAGGACCACUGUACCCCAGGACCACUGUACCCCACCACUGGACCACUGUGCCCCAGGACCAGUGUACCACAGGAUCCCAGGACCACUGUACAGGACCACUGUACCCCAGGGACCACUGUGCCCCCAGGACCACUGUACCCCAGGACCACUGUACCCCAGGGACCACUGUGCCCAGGGACCACUGUGCCCCCAGGACCCCCCCAGGACCACUGUGCCCCAGGACCACUGUACCAGGACCACUGUGCCCCGGGACCACUGGUGUACCACUGUGCCCCAGGACCACUGUGCCCCAGGGACCACUGUACCCCAGGACCACUGUACCCCAGGACCACUGUACCCCAGGACCACUGUACCCCAGGACCACUGUACCCCAGGGACCACUGUACCCCAGGACCACUGUACCCCAGGACCAGUGUGCCCCAGGACCACUGUGCCCCAGGACCACUGUAGGACCCCCCAGGUGCCCCAGGGACCACUGUACCCCAGGACCCCCCCGACCACUGUACCCAGGACCACUGUGCCUCAGGACCACUGCCCCCAGGACCACUGUGCCCCAGGACCACUGCACCCCAGGACCACUGUGCCCCAGGACCAGUGUGCCCCAGGACCACUGUACCCCAGGACCACUGUGCCUCCCAGGACCAGUGUGCCCCAGCACCACUGCACCCCAGGACCACUGGGACCACUGCACCCAGGACCACUGUGCCCCCAGCACCACUGCCCAGGACCACUGUGCCCCCAGGACCACUGUGCCACUGUACCAGGACCACUGUGCCCCAGCACCACUGUACCCCAGGACCACUGUGCCCCAGGACCAGUGCCCCCAGGACCACUGCCCCAGGACCACUGCACCCCAGGACCACUGCCCCUGUGCACCACUGCACCACCCAGGACCACUGUGCCCCAGCACCACUACCCCAGGACCACUGUGCCCCAGUGCCCCAGCUGCACCCCAGGACCACUGUGCCCCAGGGACCACUGUGCCCGGGACCAGUGUACCCCAGGACCACUGCCAGGACCACUGUGCCCCCAGGACCACUGCCCCCCCAGGGACCACUGUGCCCAGGACCACUGCACCCCAGGACCACUGUGCCCAGGACCACUGUUGACCCAGGACCCCCAGGACCACUGUGCCCCAGGACCACUGACCCCCAGGACCACUGUACCACUGUACCCCAGGACAGUGUGCCCCUGCCCUGUGCCCCAGGACCACUGA